Molecule: messenger RNA, 603 nt
Organism: Medioppia subpectinata
Lineage: Eukaryota; Metazoa; Arthropoda; Arachnida; Sarcoptiformes; Oppiidae
Source: the annotation of a GenBank genome assembly
AUGGACACAAAUUACGGCAAACUUAGGGUUGAAUUCAGUGAUUAUUUAGCGGACACUUUAGUGACAGAUCCGACAACAAAGCCUCCGAUUAAACCACUUUCCAGUUUCCCGUUGUUUGCCGUGAUUUGGGAUCCGGUGGCCGACCCGUGGGCUACGAGUACUCCCGUCUCAGACGUGGAUAACGUUUUCUGGGAGUUUAGCCGUGAAAAUACUUACGACGAGAGUAAUGAUCGAGAUUUUUGCGAUCAGUUUAUCGGCGCUAAUCGUAGGGCAGAGUCGGAAAGUAAGCCGGGCUUUGAGUAUUUGAAUCGUGACAACAGUGCGGCAGUAAUUAUGGACAUGUAUUUGGCGGGCCCUGAUACCACUUCUCAUGCACUCUUAUGGCUAAUAUUAUUGAUGACAUAUUAUAGCGAUUGGCAAAAUGUUAUGCGACAAGAGAUCAGCGAUCAAUUGGGCGAUAGGGCGCCGGUUGUAGACGACAAACAAUGUUUGCCUAAUGUUAUGGCAUUUCUAUAUGAAACGGUUCGUUAUAGAAACGCCGCACCGCUUGGCUCACCACAUAUGGCUCUGGAAGACAUGACAAUAGGUUUAUAUGGAUUGUAG